Molecule: messenger RNA, 1760 nt
Organism: Nematostella vectensis (starlet sea anemone)
Lineage: Eukaryota; Metazoa; Cnidaria; Anthozoa; Actiniaria; Edwardsiidae
Product: membrane progestin receptor gamma-B
Exons: 1
Coding region: 221-1369 (382 amino acids)
Cellular component (GO): membrane
Molecular function (GO): signaling receptor activity
Source: RefSeq, a predicted model, not a curated record
UUGAGUGAUGGAACGGAAAAAUCUAGGCUGGGAAUUUGCGCUUGAUUGAGUUUGAAUCUUUCAAAGCGAUCUCUGGUUUUUGAGGAGCAAGAUCAACCACACCAGUCGCAGGAUUCCCAAACCUCUAAAGCCUGCAGAUCGACUUUGAUAACUCUGAUAAAAGACAACUACAAAAAGUCUAGUCGAUAAAGAACGGAUACAGCAUUCAAGUCAAGACUAAAUGAGCUGUAAAGAGUCUAACGGCGACGCGCAUCAGAAUGGAAAACAUCACGACGUCAACCGCAACCAGCAAUGGCCUUUUGACGGUACUAAAGGCGCUUUGUCGGGACGAAAAGGCUUACGCUUCGUACACGAGUUACCACCUAGCUACCACGAGCCUUUUAUCCUCUCUGGUUACCGUAACCCCGGGAAUUUUUCGCUAAGGCAGUGCCUUGUCACAGCUUUCUCGCUGCACAACGAGACCAUAAACAUCUGGAGUCAUCUCAUCGCCUUUAUCGCCUUCGCAGUGUAUUUCUACUACAAGUUCCAGGCAUUGGGCGUUGGGUUUACUUUCGGCCCCACAGGCUACCCGCUCAUGUGUUUCGCGUUCGGGAUUUGCCUAGUUUUCAUAUCGAGCGCUGGAGCUCAUCUGUUUUGCUGCCUGUCGGAGGAGUGUCGACAUAUCUGCUUUUACCUCGACUACGCUGCUAUAAGUGUUUUUACGCUCACCGCCGCUCAAGCGUUCUACUUCUACUCUAGACCCUCAGGGAAAACUCUGUUCAUUUUCGACUCUCCGCACUUGUAUCUCGGCAUCUCGGCGUUUCUGUCAGUCGUUAACGUGGCUCUUUCCUGCUUGUCUAGACACUAUCUGCGAGACUUCCGGUUUCUGCUUCGCGCCGGACCCAAUCUGAUCAAGAUCCUUUACGAUACAUGGCCAUUUGUGGCGCGCAUCAAUCACUGCACCAUGGCAACCGACUGCAAUGCAAUAGCCGUCACUCUCUUCUACCGACACUGGCUAUGCUAUGGAAUAUCCGGAAUCACUUACGCUGCCAAGAUACCGGAACGCUGGAUGCCCGGAGUGUUCGAUUUUUUCGGCCACAGCCACCAUUUUCUCCAUAUUGUGACAAUCUUCGGGAACUAUUACGCGUUUCUGGCGGUCUCACUGGACAUGACAAAUCGCGCGGAGCUCCUCUCGAAGCUUCCUGCGCAGCCUACCGUGGUCACCACGUUUGGUAUGUUGCUGGUAGUGCUACUGAGUGGAGGGAUAAUCACGUGGGUGUUUAUCUAUCGGUUCCUACAGCAAGACCAGGGCGCUGACGAGUACGUAGGGGGGACACAGUAUACUGUCAUCUACCGGAGAGAGGGGAAUUAUGAGAAGAAAACAAGCUAACGAAUAGUCAAUCUAUGAUAUAGGCAUUCUGGCAAAAUCUUAACUGCUUUAAAACUUUAAAAAUAAGAAGAGUUACAAGGUCGUAUCGUGGGCCCAAAGUUUUAUGUAAAGAUGUAAGUUGUAAAGGGAAAGAAAAAGCAAUGCAUGUUUCUCGGCUAAGAUUUUAUAUAAAGACGUCUUAAAAGCGAUAUAUAUUUUUAUAAUGCAUGGAUUGGGCUUUUAUGGUAUCUUCAAAGUCAUUAUGGUAUCUAAUGGUUUUGUAAAAGUUUUUAUUUUAUUAAUGUUUUAGUAGGACAUAUUUUGAUCGACUCACUGAUAAUAUUAUAGACCCCGGCGAUAACAGCUUCCUGAUAAUACAAAUUCGAAUAGAAAUAAAGAUAUUGAAUUCUGA